Molecule: messenger RNA, 594 nt
Organism: Colletotrichum truncatum
Lineage: Eukaryota; Fungi; Ascomycota; Sordariomycetes; Glomerellales; Glomerellaceae
Product: alcohol dehydrogenase GroES-like domain-containing protein
Source: RefSeq, a predicted model, not a curated record
AUGGGAGACGUCUUUCCCACCGGGUAUUUCUGUGCCUCGCGCUUCUUGCAACCCUUGAAGCCGGAGGUCGCAAAAAAAACCGCGGUUGUUGUUGUAGGGUGUGGACCUGUUGGCAUUUGUGCCAUUGCCUCUGCCUUGACGUGGUCGGACACAGUUUACGCAAUCGACAUGGUUCCCGAACGUCUCGAAGAGGCGGCGAGACUUGGAGCGAAGCCGCUAUCCGGAGAUGUCGUCGCGGCUGUGAAGGCGGCGACUGAUGGACGUGGGGCUGAUGUUGUGCUGGAGGUGGUGGGUGGACCUGAGGCGUUCGCGCUUUGCUUGGAAAUGGUUCGCCCAUUUGGCCAUAUUAGUAGUGUCGGCGUCCAAGCCAAGCCGCUGACAUUGUCUGGGCCCCUUUUAUACGGAAAGAAUGUAACCAUAGCGUGGGGUCGCUGCCCCGUUUAUGGAAUCUUUGAUGAAGCAUUGCAGUGUCUCAUUAAAGUGCAGGACCAGGUGGCAUUUCUCUGCGAGAAGCAAAUGAGGCUGGAGGACGCUGUGGAGGCAUACGAGCUCUUCAACGCCCGCAAGGAGCACAAGAUCAUCCUCACUCCUUAG